Messenger RNA from Penicillium verrucosum, 1728 nucleotides. RefSeq names its product flavin-containing monooxygenase. The record is from RefSeq and is a predicted model, not a curated record. The coding region runs from base 1 to 1728 and encodes 575 amino acids. Lineage: Eukaryota; Fungi; Ascomycota; Eurotiomycetes; Eurotiales; Aspergillaceae. The transcript is spliced from 5 exons. Gene Ontology annotation, molecular function: flavin adenine dinucleotide binding; NADP binding; N,N-dimethylaniline monooxygenase activity.
AUGGUGGCAUCGAGUAACACACGUCUCCCUGUGAGGAACAAAGACUUUACCAAUGCGACUGUAGUCAUUAUUGGCGCCGGCAUAUCGGGAAUGUGCAUGGCGAUCGAUUUGAUCAAACGGAAUAAAACCCGGAACUUCGUUAUCCUCGAGAGAAGUAGCAGCGUAGGCGGAACUUGGAAUGACAACAAGUAUCCUGGCUGCUGUUGUGAUGAGGAUAUCCCGGACAAGAAGAAAUACAUGUUAGUAAUAUAUGUGACCCUCGACCUGCAUUGUUCGAUCCGAGUCAUUGCUGAUUUGUGUAUCGACCAGGCGUAUCUCGUUGGCGUUGCAGAGAAAUAUGGACUCUACAAACAUAUUCGAUUCAAUUCCACCGUAGAGGAGGCCCGAUGGGAUGACAUCGAGUCCAAAUGGAAGACAAGCGUCGUGGUAUCAGGCCAGAAAGACAGCGAGUACUCAAGCUCAUACGUUUUGAACUCUGAUUUCCUUGUCUCUGCUGUCGGGCAACUCAAUUUACCCCGAACUCCAGACAUCCCAGGACUAAAGGAUUUUCAAGGGAAGAUAAUGCACUCUGCUAGGUGGGAUUGGACUUAUGAUUUGACAGGAAAGCGGAUCGCAAUAAUUGGCAACGGAGCAACCGCUGUUCAGAUUGCCCCUGAAGUUGCCCGGGUUGCCUCUCAUCUCACUAUCUAUCAGCGGACGCCAAACUGGCUCAUUCCUCGCCUAGAUCAACCAGUAUCUACCCUUCAAAAGACCCUGCUCAGGUGGGUUCCACCUCUGAAGUGGCGUAAACGUGCACUUCAAAUGGAAUUUCGUGAAGGCUUUUAUGCAGGUAUCACAGAUGGAGAUUCGGACAUUUCCCAUAUGCUUCGGACCAUGUGUACCGACAUGAUGAAAUCUCAACUGGCUGACCAGCCGGAGCUAUGGGAUAAACUGAUACCCAAUUAUGCGCCGGGGUGCAGACGAGUCCUUUUUACAGAUGAUUAUUAUCCCACACUCGUUCGUGAAAAUGUCCUCUUGGAGACACGGGGCAUCACAGGUAUUACAAACUCCAGUAUCAAAGUUGAUGGAGAAGACGAACAAGAACACGACCUGAUAGUUCUUGCUACCGGUUUCAAAACUGUGGAGUUCAUGCAUCCGAUCCGGAUUUAUGGCGCAAAUGGCCGUUCCUUGGAGGAUAUCUGGAGGAAUGGAGCAACUGCGUUUAACGGUGUUACAGUCGAGGACUUGCCCAACUUUGGAAUGUUCUAUGGUCCCAACACAAAUCUUGGGCACAACUCCAUCAUCCUCAUGAUCGAAGCACAGUCAGCAUAUCUGAACACCCUAUUUGGGGAAGUGAUGCAAGCCCACCAGCAAGGAAAGACGCUGUCUCUUAAGCCAGAACCUGGCGUAUUGAAAAGUUACAACGAUAGGAUACAGGCUAUUCUACGACGUACCUCCUUCGCAGAUCCGAACUGUAACAGUUGGUAUAAGAGAGAUGACGGGGUCAUAACCAAUAAUUGGUCUGGGACUGUGAUUGAUUAUCAUCGUGAACUUUCUAAGGUGACGUGGCAGGAAUAUAUUGCCGAGGGAACUGGUAGAGAUUGUGUCAUGGGCAAAAUUGCUACAAAAGUGAGGCAUGCUCAGGAGGAGAUCUUGUUAGGCAAUGUUUCUUUGCUUGUUGGUGCUAUCGGUGUUUUGUCGGCCACAGGUUAUUUCCUAGCUUCGUCGAGGUGGCUCAAGACACAUUGA